Messenger RNA from Portunus trituberculatus (swimming crab), 1541 nucleotides. RefSeq lists its product as uncharacterized. Lineage: Eukaryota; Metazoa; Arthropoda; Malacostraca; Decapoda; Portunidae. Bases 153 to 1379 code for a protein of 408 amino acids. The transcript is spliced from 9 exons. The record is from RefSeq and is a predicted model, not a curated record.
AAGUGGCUCCUCAAAGAGACUGCCAGUUGUCUAAUUCUUUUUAGGUAGAGGACGAAGCCUCUGUGUUUGUGUUUGAGUUGGUGGAGUUCGGCAGCAGAAGGCAACAGAGAGUCCACAAGGCAGGAGAGGCAGGGCGUACGUGGCCACUGCUGAUGCGGGAAUACGAUGACGAGAUUGUCCCUUUCUCCGAGAUAGACGUGUUGUUUCGGCCCUUGAUUCAGACUGUCACGGCCCUCGCCACACGCACCCGCGUCAUCUUCUGGAGUCAGAGCAGAGACGCGCCGUACGAAGAAUUAGCAAGUCGUCUUCCGCUCCUCCUUGGUGACAUAAAGUCUGAGGGCUCACCGGAAAACAAAUCGGCGCCACUGUUUCUAGGUACUCGGCUGGAGUUAAUGGGGGGCACCGUGCCUUAUAUUCCCUGUCAGGUGCAGGAGUAUGGGGUGAAGGAGGCGGGUCGAUGUGUGGCGGCACGGACAGCAAAGGGAGCCUCCACCUGGAUCACCUUCAUCGGAGAUUCGAAUCAGCGACAGAAGAUUCACUCCUUUCUUGACUUUCUGCCGCCAGAUCUCACCUAUUUCUUCUAUCUGGGGGACAAGCAGGUGAGCCUCCAGGUGUUCACGGACGCCGUUUCCCACCACAAGAAACGUCCACCAGUGUUUGAAAUUGUUGGUCGACCAACACCACCACGACCACCACCAACACCAACACCAACACCGUUAGAUCGCCACGACAGUAUCUUUCCAUCUGGAGGGGUUGAAGUGCUACGAUAUGCAAACAAAAGCAACGGAGGACAAACGGAAUAUCCACCUUCUCAGAGGGUGCUGCUCGAAGGAAAGUCACACCCACAAGAAUCCUAUGUUUUCAGGGUGACGGUGUUGUGGUAUCCUGGAACAAACGAUGCUAUCAAGUCGUCGUCCUUAUCUCGCAAGUUGGUAGUGACAAGACUGCAGCAGUGGCUGAAUACGAACAUCCUUCCUGAUGCAGUAGUUGUUGGGUUCGGCACAUGGAUGUUGGCUGACCGCAAGUUCACGGACGAGCUGUGGCCCUUUACAAAAGUAGAGGUAGCUGCCCUAGCACUGGAGGACACCCUCAUUCAACUCGCUGCCGAGACCCAUUUGCUGUUUUGGGUGCAGAGUAGAAGAACAGGUGCUUGGCUCUGGGAUUCCACUUUGCCCUUUAACCUUGCCAACCUACGGGAAUGUCAGCGCCUUAGUGAGGCCAAGAUGUACUACCAUCCUCUUUACUCAGGUCGUUGGUGGAACUGUUUCGACAUGCAUCAUGCCUCUUAUGAGACCAACAGUGUGGAGAUACAGAUGCUGCUGAACCUGCUGUGUAAUGCCCACCUCAACACCCCUGCCCAAUAUUGCUGUUCCAUGUGAUACAUCUUAUUCUCUACCCUUCACCCAUUGUCCAGGAGCUGUACUCUUACAAUUCAAGGUAUACCUGUGAUAUUGAGAAAGUUUGAAAACUGCCUGUCUAUAUAUGAAGGCCAGCAAUCACCCACACACACACUUUCACAUUUACUGCCAUGAUGGUUAAUG